AUGGAAAAAUCAAAAUCAGCAUUACCCGAAUUGCCGAACGUUGUUGAACUGAAACCAGAUUUUAUAGCUGCUUUUAUGCAACGUGGAAAUGUAUUUCUUAAGCAAGGUGAUUUUGAAGCAGCGACAGAAUAUUUUGAAACAGUGCUUCAAACGGAGCCGAAUAAUGAUAAUGCUCGUAAAAACUUUGAAAUGUUAUUAACUUUGAUCAAUGGUACUAAACAAGCUGAAACAUUUUAUGAAAACAAAGAAUACACAUAA
Didymodactylos carnosus is the source of this 258-nucleotide messenger RNA. Lineage: Eukaryota; Metazoa; Rotifera; Eurotatoria; Philodinida; Philodinidae. The record is from the annotation of a GenBank genome assembly.